Letharia columbiana is the source of this 420-nucleotide messenger RNA. RefSeq lists its product as uncharacterized. The transcript is spliced from 2 exons. The record is from RefSeq and is a predicted model, not a curated record. Lineage: Eukaryota; Fungi; Ascomycota; Lecanoromycetes; Lecanorales; Parmeliaceae. The coding region runs from base 1 to 420 and encodes 139 amino acids.
AUGGCGAUGAAUGAGGGCGAGGGCUAUGACCAAGAUCUUGCGCUCCGCUUUGCCGUCAUCGCCCUGCCGGAGGCCUUUGACCAGACCUGUAUCUGCGUUCUCAACGAUCGAGACACGGUGGUCAACUGCCGCACCAUUGUUAGGCUUCUCAUUUUGAUGUUUCUACAGCCCCCUGUUGCCGCCGAACUAGUGCUACACGUAUGGUACUCAGCUCGCCUUACAUCAGGCAUGAUCCAGUCACUCCACAGGUCUGUCAAACGUCUCAUAGCGGACGUCGUGCCCGAGAUCGUCGUCAGAUCGCGCAGCGUGCUAUUGUCGAAGACUUGGACCUUUGGAACCGGCAGCGUGUCAGCCCGUCUCUACACGGAGCGGUGGAACUUUUUGGCUGGCUAUGUUGCAGACUGGUCACUUGACAGAUGA